GUCGCUGUAACUCAUGUUCCAGAUUCCAUUGACUGGAACUAGCGCUCUACUGCUCAUUGCUUGUAAAAUUUGACAUGGAGUUUUCAAGGCUUGGUGGGUGGUUCUCGUGACUGGCGGCUCCUUCUUCGUUCCGUGCUAGGCAGGAUGAAGGGGAUGGUAACUUUUCGUGUUGGUGGCUAUUCGGAGCUUAUAAGAUGGGCAGGGAGCGUAGCAAAUACAUUGUAAAACUAGAAUACUAACAGUCUACUCAAUUACAUUUUAAAGGCACUGAACAUAGUACAUACUUAGUAAAGAGAUUAUCCUUUAUGGCGAAACAAACCUAUCUGGAAACGGUUUGUUCUCCUUCGAAGGACGCUAUUCAACUGCCGUCAAUUAGAAGUCUUUUGAAAGGUCCGGCAGGCUCAUGUACUCUGCCAGCAAUCUUGCCAAUUGCCGCUCAACCACCAGUUUACACUCAACUGCCCAUUCGAAGUGAAGUCUUUCCUGUGAAUCAAACUCUUACAGAGCGGCCUCCUCUGGAAUUUGCAUCCGUUCAAUUAUUGGAUGAAGAUGAAAACAGCUGCAGGCAACAGUUAACUAGAUCGCAAAGCCUCGAGAUACGAAAUGGCCAAAGUAUUCGAGGUCGCAGUCCAGUCGAGGGCAUACCGGGUACAAAGGUAGCUGUUAACGAUGCUCAGUAUCUGUUAGAAAUACGAUAUCGGGACGAACGUCUUAAGAUUCAUCAUGACCUUGAAGAUAUCCAGGAGAGGAUUUGCAGUAUACUAGAGGAAUGUGAGCAAUUGAUGAAGGAGAAAAAUCGAUUGCAAAGACGCUCAGAAGAUAUAAAAGUGAUGACAGGGACACCAAACGAGACGUUAGUCAAAGAGGAGAUGACAGAAGACCAAAACCUGAGUUCGUCCGAUGUUAUAAUAGCGAUAGAUCAAGCAUACCUGAAACGAAUCAUCGACGGCGAGCAGACGCACAUUUUUCGCAGACACCUUCUGCCGGCGGGGAUAAAUCGAAUAUGGGUACGCUCUGGAGGGUCAUUAGUGGCCGAGGAGCGUGAGAUCAAACAUAUCUGCGAGGUGAAACCUAUGCGAAGGAACUUCCGUCACUCACUGCCCAAUAGAAGCGGGAAGGGGUAUCUAGAGUUCAAUACGAGAUAUAAGGACCUGGGGAAUUAUGAGUUUGCGUAUAAGGUAUUGUCGGUUUAUAAUUUGACAUGUCCGAUUACGAAAGUUGAUCUGAGAAGGCAUGGGAUAGAUCGAAGUGCUGGAUCUAAGUAUAUAUAUAUGCCAACUCCUCUUUUGAAUGAUCGUCCAAAGGAAAGCUGGGCUAAGGUCUGGUGAUGGAAGUGGUUCAUGGGGCCGCUCAGAGUUUCGCAAAGUUUGAACGUUCAGAUGCUGGAAUGCCAAUACUGAGCAUGGUUUUCGAGGAUCUCGAGGUAGGUAGGAGAUAGCCAUAACGGACUGAAUGUUCGACAAGUUGUAGGUGUAUCAAUGUUGAGUAUGGGGAAGCCAGAGAGAAUAUGAGACGAUCAGAAAAGGGUUGAAGGUCCCGCGUGGUACAUAAAAGGAGAGCCGAAGUUGAAUGGGUAAGAAUUGGAGGGGUGGUCGGUGGAUGUCGAUUGUGCAUUCCGAUAAGAAAGAAUGUAGCGCUAACAUAUAGCCCUACGUCACCCCGAGGUCACCCCGCCUUCCGUAUGAAGCGAGGGGCAAAUGGUGCUAUCAGUAGGUAGUACUGCUUGUACAAUAGAACAAAUCAUACA
Molecule: messenger RNA, 1747 nt
Organism: Botrytis cinerea B05.10
Lineage: Eukaryota; Fungi; Ascomycota; Leotiomycetes; Helotiales; Sclerotiniaceae
Exons: 2
Coding region: 306-1328 (340 amino acids)
Source: RefSeq, a predicted model, not a curated record